Molecule: messenger RNA, 998 nt
Organism: Cannabis sativa
Lineage: Eukaryota; Viridiplantae; Streptophyta; Magnoliopsida; Rosales; Cannabaceae
Product: pathogen-related protein
Exons: 4
Coding region: 36-806 (256 amino acids)
Source: RefSeq, a predicted model, not a curated record
AGCCUUUUUCAUUGUGAAGUCAUACACAUAGAAAUAUGACUAGUACUAAAGAAAAACAAGAACAAGAAGAAACUUCAUUAUCAUCUUCAAAAGUAGUUACAAGAGAUAAGUAUAGAUCAUUCUUAAGUGAAGAAGAUAACACAAACACUAUUUGGAGACAUGGUGUUCCUCCUACCUAUGAUGAUGUUAAUCUCCUCUUUCAACAAGGAAGAACCAAGGAAUGGGCAAAAGGAUCAUUAGAAGAGAUAGUACAAAAUGCUGUCAAGUCAUGGGAAAUGGAGCUCUCACACAAGAUUCGUUUGCAAGAUUUCAAGAGUAUUAAUCCUCAAAAAUUCAAGCUCUUUGUUAAUGGAAGAGAAGGAUUAAAUGGAGAAGAAACUCUAAGAAUUGGAAGCUACAAUGCAUUGAUGAAGAAUUCUCUUCCAAAAGAGUUUCAAUACUACAAAGCAGAAGAAGAAACCUUUGAAUCAUCACAUGAAGUGUUUAGAUCAGCUUUUCCAAGAGGAUUUGCAUGGGAAGUAAUUCAUGUCUACUCGGGACCCCCAAUUAUUGCGUUCAAGUUUAGGCAUUGGGGUUUCUUCGAGGGCCCUUACAAGCAACAUGCUCCUACUGGCGAAAUGGUUCAGUUUUAUGGCAUUGCCACUCUCAAGGUUGAUGAGGCACUGAAGGUAGAGGAAGUGGAGGUGUACUAUGACCCUGCGGAGCUAAUUGCAGGGUUUCUGAAAGGAAAACCUAUUUCAGAAUCUGGGGAUGAAGACUCGAAAUCUAAACUUGAAUGCCCUUUUGCCAAACUAAAUGUUAAAUAAGUUUUGUGUUUUCUUGCAACUUAUUUUUAGUACUUAAUGUAUAGUUGUGUGUUGUUUAUUAUGAUUUAAGUUUUAAGCCAAAAAAAUAAUAACUAAACAAUUGCUUGUUAUCUGUAUUUUAUUCUUGUAUUUGAAUGUUUUCAUGUACUCAGCAGAUUUCCACUUAAUUUAAGCCAUAAUUUUUAGUUAAAA